Molecule: messenger RNA, 3179 nt
Organism: Neltuma alba
Lineage: Eukaryota; Viridiplantae; Streptophyta; Magnoliopsida; Fabales; Fabaceae
Product: golgin subfamily B member 1
Exons: 5
Coding region: 203-3079 (958 amino acids)
Source: RefSeq, a predicted model, not a curated record
CCGACCCAGCAAGGGAGCGUUACGAGUUACGAAUCUCUCGCUGUUCAAAUUCUGUUUGAAAUUUGAAUUUUCUUGCUCAAACUGGAUACCUCUCUUUAAUGGUUCAGUGAGAUCUGAGUUUUUGGCAUGUUAGUUCCUUAGAUCCCAGGAAAGCCGAUCAAGUUCAUGAGAUUGUGUUGGAAUUACAAAGGAUCAUUAACACAUGAAGAAACUGUUCUUUUUUAAAUCUUCUGCGUCUAGCAGUGGGAACAAUAGUGCAGUUCCCCCAAGACCCACAAAUAAGCAAAUAUGCUGGGAGAACUCGUCAGAAAGUGGAUUAUAUGGUCAGGCUCUUGGCAGAGCCGAGGAUAGCUUCCAGAGUCCAACGGGAUUGUUCUCUAAAUCCCAUAAGCAUGCAGAUAGCCAGGGUUCAGGUAGUGGGCCAAGACUUAGAAGGAGCAGGUCUUUGUCAACAGCAGCCUACCAAGUGAAAGAUCAUAGUAGGUCUCCUAGUUUCAUUUCAGGUGAUCAAUAUCAUCAGUGUGAGAAUUCUUCUCAAGAUUUCUUAGUUUCUUCCUGCUAUCAGACUCUUACUCCUGAGAAGCAAAGGCAGUCACCUAUCCACAUUUCACAUGGAACUGAGAGGCCUGGCUCAGCUUGCUCUUCAAGGUCUCAUAAUGAUUCAUCUGGGAACUCCUCCACUUCUUCUAGCAACAUUUCAAGUAAGAUUGUUGACCGUUAUAUUGAUGGAGAGCAGCAGCCAGAAAAAAGCAGGUCAAGGAAAAAUUUACAGAAAAUUUAUGGUGAAAAUGGAAAUCAUGGUAUGAAGCUCCCUCCAAAAAUUCAGUACACAGCGCCUAAUUCACCAACUGAUGGUGGUGCUAGAUAUAAACCAAGAGCUCAUUCAUUUAGAGAAGCUAAAGGCGCUGAUAUUCACUUUUCAUCCAAAGACUGGAAAGAAAAUGGGUUUGGCCAUGAAUCUCCUCGGAGCCUCGCAAAAAAUGUCAUUGAGAGACUUUCUCAGUUUCAUUCUUUCUCUAAAAUCACUUCAAAAGAGGUUGGUCUUGAUAAUCCAAUUACAGUUGAAGAUGUAUUUGCUAGAUCUGUAAAUGAAGGCUGUGAGUCAGAUCCAGAUGAGGCUCUUCCAAAAGGUUAUUCUUUUGAUAAACCUCACAGAAUGGCAGGUGGUUAUCAUAGCAUUGACGAUCAAAGAUUCCAGAAACAUGAUGUCUCUGCAGCAGCCAACUGUGACGGCUUAAGCUAUGUUGUCCUUGAAGAGGAUGUUGAUGCAGAGCUACAAAGACGAUUAAAGGAAGUCAAAGAGAGAGUUACUCUUUUUUCGAAGGAAUUUGAAAGAGAAUGCUUUCUUCUUGACAGUGGUUUUGAUGUGUCUGUGUUGGUUCAGACAAUCAGAAACCUAGAAGAGGAGAGGUUAAGUUUGGCAAUGGAAGUUUCAGGCCUUCUUCAGUCUCGCAUUGCUGAAAGGACAUCUGCUAAGGAAGAACUUAGAUCCUUAAAGGAAGAAUCGGGGUUACAGGCUCGACGGCUAGAAAAGGAAAAGAAUGAGAUACAGUCAGGAUUGGAGAAGGAAUUGGACAGAAGGUCAAGCGACUGGUCACUUAAGCUCGAGAAGUGUCAGCUGGAAGAGCAAAGGCUUCGUGAACGUGUUAGAGAGCUUGCUGAGCAUAAUGUAUCGCUACAAAGGGAAGUCUCAUCCUUUAGUGACAGGGAAACAGAAACCAAAAAACUAAUAAUUUGUUCUGACCAUCAACUCAAGGAAAUGACUGAAAAGAUGGAAGAAAUGAAAGAGCAAAAUUUGUAUUUUCAACAAAAUGUCUUAGAAUUACAACAGAAGUGUAAGAUAGUAGAAGAGAAAAGGGACAUUUACCGAAGAAAUUAUGAAGAGAAGGAGAAGGAAUGUAAAGAGUUACACAAAUCCAUCACAAGAUUACUAAGAAUAUGCAGUGACCAAGAGAAGACAAUCACGGGGUUGCGAGAUGCAUUUAGUGAGGACUUGAAGAAUCCUUCUAUGGAGAGGGUGGAGAAGCAUGUUGCAAGAAUGCAAAUGGAGCAAAUGAGGUUAUCGGGUGUAGAAAUGGCCUUGAGAAGGGAGUCAGAGUCUUAUAGGAUUGAAGCAGAUUCUCUUCGCCAAGAAAAUAUAACUCUACUAAACCGCUUAAAAGGGGAUGGGAAAGGAAUUGUUGCUGCUACUUAUAAGCUAGAUAAAGAGCUGUUGGCCCGUAUUUAUUGUCUGCAAAAUCAAGGCCUGACAAUGCUAAAUGAAAGCUCCGACCUAUGCUCAAAGUUGUUUGAAUUUAUCAAAGGGACGGGAGGUCAGCUUCUUCAAGAUUCACGGCAGGAAAUGGAAGUGAAAAGAAAUGGUCUAGAUGGGCAAUUUAUUGUUGAAUCUGAAAGUAGAAUUCAGAGUCUUAAAAGUGGAAUUGAAAGCUUAACUAGGAGUUUGCAGAUGAUGUCGGGUUUGGUUGCUGAAAAGUCAAGUUCAUUGACAACUAAAUUUCAGUCACAGUUUAUUGAUCCUGAUAAACUAGCUAAAUUGAAUGAUCAAUCAUCUGAGGAUAUGAUAAAAACUGAACUUAAAGCAGAAUGCUUGCUUACAAGUCUGUUAAGAGAGAAGCUAUACUCGAAAGAGCUCCAAGUUGAGCAGCUGCAAGCUGAACUUGCUACAGCAGUAAGAGGAAAUGACAUACUUAAAUCUGAGGUACAAAAUGCACUAGCCAACCAUUCAUGUGUCAACCAUAAGUUGAAGGACCUUGAACUUCAGAUGUUGAAGAAAGAUGAGAACAUAAGCCACCUCCACAGUGAUCUGAAGGAAUCUAUGAAAGAAUUAGCAAUCGUUAAGGGAAUAUUGCCCCAAGUAAGCGAGGAGAGAGAUCGCAUGUGGGAACAAGUGAAGCAAUAUGCCGAGCAGAAUAUGCUAUUGGACAAAGAGAUCAAUGGCUUGAGGAAGAAGAUAGAGGUCCUUGAUGAAGAUAUACUUGUAAAGGAAGGUCAAAUAACAAUAUUAAAAGACUCCCUUGGUAAAAAGCCCUUUGACCUCCUUGGGAGUCCUGAUUCUAUGCAUGAAUUUUUGCUUAACUGAUUGCUAUAAGCGCAUAUUUCUUUUUCAUAGGCCAACUCAUUAUACGUUGUUCAUAGUUCUAUACAUCAAUGAGGUUUUGAAGGUUCUUUUCUUGAGUUUA